Ostreococcus tauri is the source of this 750-nucleotide messenger RNA. RefSeq names its product TRAM/LAG1/CLN8 homology domain. The transcript has a single exon. Lineage: Eukaryota; Viridiplantae; Chlorophyta; Mamiellophyceae; Mamiellales; Bathycoccaceae. Bases 1 to 750 code for a protein of 249 amino acids. The record is from RefSeq and is a predicted model, not a curated record. Gene Ontology annotation, cellular component: membrane.
AUGCCGAGGCAAACCUCGAGCUCGGUUUUAAACACGCUCGACCUCGACUAUCUCAUCCGCACCGGCGUCCCGACGAUGCGCAAGAUCGUCCCGCUCACCCUCGCGUGGACCGCGCUAUACGUCCUAUUCCGAUUCGUCCUACUCCGGAAGCGAACGGCGGAUUUUAACAAUCGCUUGGUGAGUCUGAUUCACGCGCUCGUGGCGAUGAAGUACUGCGUCGCGUGUCUCCCAACAUGGGGCGCUCUGUUGGAGAACGUCGGUGGGAAGAACACGUCGGCGCACUUGGAUUGUAUCACGAUGUCACUUGGGUACUUCGUGUACGACUUAAUAUAUUGUGUGCUGAAUAACGAGAUCGAGAACGUGAUUCAUCACAUGUUCACCGUCGGCGGUUUGGCGAGCGGCGUGGUCACGGGACGAAGCGGUCCGGAGCUCGUGGGAUGCCUGUUCCUCAUGGAGGUGAGCAAUCCGAGCUUGCACCUGAGAAGUCUGUUACGGGAACUAGACAUGAAGGAUAGCGUCCUGGCGAGCGUGAACGAUUUGAUUUUCGCGUUAUUGUUCCUGUUUUGCCGCCUCGUCGUCGGUCCUCCGUUGGUGUACAAGACGGUGGUCAACAAGGAUAAUACGUAUUUGGUGAAGGCUGGCGCGUUGGGAAUCUUGAUCGUCUCGCUCAUGUGGGCGUGGAAGAUCAUAAUGAUGAUCGUCCGUACGUCGAAAAAGCUGGCCGGUGGGUCGAAGCCGAAGAAGGCGUGA